UAUUAUAUAAAAUUAUAUAUUUCCUGGUUAAUUUUAAGGAUAUUGUGGUUAUUUUUAACCAUGUGAUAUCGCAGGAAAUGAAGUUUUUGUUAGUACAUAAAAUAAAAGUCAAGUUGAGAGUAGAGAAAAAUGUAUUUGAAUGUAGUAGGGGUACCCCCUCUCAUACAGACGCCGCGUGCUCGUAUAAAUGCACAAGAGCGUCGCACGAAAAAGCCACUCCCUUACACGUGUUGAAUGGAGAAUAAUCUUGUGCAUUCUUUUGUUUUUUGCAGCACUAAAAUAAAAACAAAACAUAAACUAAUAUCAAAAAGUGUUCAAGCAAUUACCUAUUAAUUGUUUUAAACAAAAAAAAAUAAUAAAAAUUUUAUUAAAAAGUGUAAAAAAUAUUCAUACUCAUUUCUGUUGUCAAAUUUCCGGUUAGUCUUCUUCAAACGAAGAAGAGAACUGUGAGAAAAGUGAAAGCUCCAUCAUCGAUUGAGAUCUCUAAGAGAAUUCGAGAAUAUUGUGGUAAAAGUGUGUUAAAAAAGAGUCAAUCAUAUAAACUGUUAUAAAUUGAAUAAAGUGUUAAUUAAAAUAAAUAAAAAAUAAUAUUCGCUGAUAUAAAUGAUAAAGAAUUUAGAAAUAAAACAACUGAAAAUAAAGAGAAAGCUCAUAACUCUUAGUAAAUGCUGUGGAGAUAAGAAGAAAAAAAAUUGAAGAAAUAUGGGAAUUGUUUCAUCUACCUUACUCUCUGUGGCUAUCCAGCUAGCUUGGAACUGUCAACGUUUCUUGGACCCACGCUACAGAGAUGUCGAGCCAAAGAAAUCUACUGAGAUUCUACCUUCUUCUGGACAAAUACGUGGAAGUAGAGUCGAUGAAGCAGUUGGGAAUCAAGUCGCAAUUGCUAGACCUGAAAUGGUUUCCACCCACCAGGAAAAUAGAAAUAGACGAGCUGCUCAGCUUAGGUACAGAAGAAAACGACCUUCAAGCUUCGAUGCAUCUUUGAUUGUUAAGAGUAUGAAUAAAAAUGGAGUUAUUUUAUCGACUGGACGAAGAGUUGUUUCAUCAAAUCCUUGCACACUUAAGAGACAACCAGCGCCUGAAUGGAACGAUUCAUCAUCAUGUUUAUCAUCAUCAUCAUCUUCAAUGUCUUCUCAUGAUGAUUCCGAUGUCGAAAUAACCACUAAAAGGAAAACGAAAACUUUAGAGAGAACGCAAACGUUGCCAGAAAAAAGUCCUGAUAAAGAUGAUGAUGACAUCAGUGGAGAAGAAUACGGAAUGUCAGCUGCAGAAGAAGCAGCUUUUAGAAUGACUGUAGGCAGAGGAUAUUUCAGUAAAUCUAAGAAGGAUGAAUUCUUGAAUCAUUUAAGACUAGAAAAACGACUAAAUGACCUUAACCGCGAAUUUUUUGAUCUUGCAUGUCGAGCACAUGCACGAUCAAUUCAUCGACAUCAUUCAGGAGAUCUGCAAAGGAAGAUUCUUUAAUUGAUAAAAGAGUUUGAUUAUAAUAUAUAUUUAUUUUACGAUGAUAAUCUCUAAUAGAACUCGUAGUUCGCACAAAAUAUAUUAAACCAAUCAUAAUGUUAAAAUUUAUGACUAGGAUGUUAAUCAAACAUGAAAAUAAGACUGAAAAUUGAUCAUUAAUGGUUCAUUUCAAUAUUUGUUUAUAUAACUAGUCUUUGAAUGACACAGAAAAGUCGAAUUUUUUAUUUUAAAUACAUUUUGGGACUUAAAUUUGGUAUAAGGUCAUUAG
This is a messenger RNA of Chelonus insularis, 1732 nucleotides long. RefSeq lists its product as uncharacterized. Lineage: Eukaryota; Metazoa; Arthropoda; Insecta; Hymenoptera; Braconidae. The record is from RefSeq and is a predicted model, not a curated record. The transcript is spliced from 3 exons. Bases 703 to 1464 code for a protein of 253 amino acids.